Messenger RNA from Bradysia coprophila, 3328 nucleotides. RefSeq lists its product as uncharacterized. The record is from RefSeq and is a predicted model, not a curated record. Gene Ontology annotation, molecular function: zinc ion binding. NCBI's taxonomy places the organism in Eukaryota, Metazoa, Arthropoda, Insecta, Diptera, Sciaridae. Gene Ontology annotation, cellular component: nucleus.
UAUUGUCAUUUGAAUAAUAUCCUUUUGAUGAAGUGUCAACCAGAUUGUUAAAACGAAAAAAUUAUCAAAUUCGUUCUAAAAACAAUUCCCCAAAGCCAAAUAUACUUUUAGUGUGUAAACAUAAACCUUGACAAUAACCAGAAGUGCUUCCAGUUAAAUUUGUCACGUUGAUUCGAUUGAAUCUGUUUAUUGUUGACAUCUUGCUGGCCAUAAUUAUUCUGUUUGUAAGAAGUGCUUCGAUUUAUUUAUACCUUGAAAUUCCGUUGAAACUUUAAAAUUGCAAUACCUUAAUUGGGAGAAUAACACAACAUUGAGUCACGAUGUCGAACGCUAAAUGUGGAAAACGAACCGAAAAGUCGCGGAAAUGCAAAUGCUGCAACACCGUAAUAUCAAAAUCGUUUCGAUUGAUCUACGACGAAGAAGGCAAAGAGCUGAACAUUGAAUUUCUAUUGCUCGACUGUGUUGGAAAGAAGGUGUCGGAAAAGAAUGGCUUGGAUCAAGCGAUCUGCACCAAAUGUCUCUUACAACUCCAGCAGAGCUACGAGUUCAAGAAAAAAUGUAUGGAGGCAGGUGAUAGUGAAGUCAGUGAAGCCAGUGAUAAUGAGAGUGAAUUUAUACUUUGUGACGUAUCCUCUUUGAAUUCGUUUAACAUCGAAUGUGGGGAACGUAUAACAGAAUUGAAUGAUCCAAUUGUGGUGAUGGAUGAGGAGUUUGUGAUUGACGAAACGUUUGAGGAAGAAAAUACGUUCGAGUUGAUCGAUAGAUCAUCAUUGGACACUAGUAAUGACAGUGAGAGUGAUGCUGAAAUCAAAUUUAUCGAAGUUAUUGAUAUUAUCGAAGAUACUGGUGCAGUAAACCCAGUCACAUCUCCUCAAGUAAAUGAUAAAUUGUCAACAUCAAUCACACUGCCGACUGUUAAGAAGAAAUUUGCCAAAAAUGCGCCAUCCCACCGCAUCAAAUUCAAACAAGAAAUACUUGCCGAUUCCAAGACGAUAGACGUGGAGAAAAUACGGACUUCGGACGACUUGGUCCAUAUACUGGAAGACGACUAUCACAGCGAAAACGACUCGAAUCGAAAACGUUUCACCGACAUUACGGACGAAUUUAAGAUUCCGAAAAUAAAAGUGGAAGAUUUUUGCGAUAACAUCGAGUAUUUGGAUGAAUCGAAACCGAUCGAUUUGGACGAGUACAUUAAAUUAGUCACGCUGAUCAGCUACGACGAGAAGAAAUGUUUUUUGACCGAGGUCAAAUGUGUGAUGUGCAACAACAAGGAAGUCAAACUGAAAAGUUUCAGUGCAAUCGUUCAACACAUGUACCACGAGCAUCAUGACAGCGACUUUGAACAAUUUACUUGUUUAAUAAACUCCCAAUGCGGUUCGUUUGCCAGCCUGGACGAUCUGAAAAAUCAUUAUGCCACCGACCAUCAAGAUAUUGUCACGCCAUCGUUGAAACUCAAAUGUGCAACAUGUGACACGAUAUUCGAUUCACCGAUCAAGUUCGGAAAGCAUAUAUGCCUGGACGAUUAUCAGAUAAAAGAUUCGGAAGUAAAUUUCAAGUGCUGCCUGUGUCGAAAACAGUUGGCUUCAAGAAAAAGGUUCCUAUUCCACAAACAAUUUCACCUCUCCAAUCAGAGACCGAAAUAUUGCUUGGUGUGUCAGACAAAGUACGAAGACGAGAAUAGCUUCUACGAGCAUGUGAUGUUUUCCCAUGAGCAAGUAUUUGAACACUUUUGUGCUUUAUGUGACAAAAGUUUCUCCACCGACGCCGAUCUAACCCGCCAUGAGAACUCACAUUCCGCUCAACGGAACUACGAAUGCUUGGAAUGCGGAAAAAAGUUCAUCGACAGUCAAACCUUAAGCGAACACAGUGUGGUUCACCUACCCGAAAAGCCACUCAAAUGUGAUAUUUGCGAAAAAAGUUACACGCGAAAGUCGCGACUACAGAAGCAUAUGAAGUCGCAUACGAUCUACGAGUCUUCCUCCUUCAUAAUAUGCGAAAUAUGCAACGCAGCGUUCGCAGACGACAUAAAUGCCAUAGAGCACCUUCGCACUUCACACAAUACUGGCGAUUCCGAUGAAAUUCUCUUCGGCUACGAAACGUACGACAAAGUUUAUGUUUGUGAAUUUUGUGAUUUAGCUUUCGGUACACCGCAAGACGUCCUUACACAUCGUGAAUCGCACACCGACAAAUUAAAAUUUGAAUGUCCCCAUUGCGAUAACAAAUACGACACGUUCAGCAAGAAACAAACCCAUCUGUUGGGCCACAAAUGCCAAAAUGAAUCGUACCCGGUAGCCAGACAUUACAUAUGCGAUCAAGACAAUUGCUUCAAAUCAUACAUCCAUUGGUCAAGCCUAACCGCUCACCGUAAAACUCGACAUUUGAUCAAUCCGUCGAUCAUCAAAUGCCCAGAAUGUCCGGAAACAUUCUAUCGCAGCUGGACGUACGACUAUCAUAAGAAAACUGUACACGGCGAAUGCGAAACGUGUCCCAUCUGUAGCAAAGGAUUCUAUAAGAAAAAGUCGCUGGAAACGCACAUGCAACGCGUUCACAUUGAUGAUAAGAAACGAUCGAAUAGUAAAAUGGAUGCAGCCGAGGCAAUGAUCGACGAUAUUGAUGGUACGAUCAGUUGUAAGGAGUGUGGUAAAAUAUGUCCGACAAAGUACAAUGCAAUGUGUCACAUAUCAAUGGUUCAUUUGAAAGUUCGGAAUUUCCAGUGCAACAUUUGCGAUAAAAGCUUCUAUCAAAAAUGUGAUUUGAAUGACCACUACCGACUGCACACGAAAGAGAAACCAUUUCGUUGCCAGUACUGUCCAUAUUCGUCAAGAAAAAGUUCGAUGAUAGCGAUGCAUGAACGGGCACAUACUAACGAACGACCAUUUCAAUGCCCAAGAUGUCCGUGUGCGUUCAAACGGUCAUACGUUUUGAAGAAUCACUUAAAAUAUCAUGAUGGAGUCAAAGAAUUUCAAUGUUCAAUCGAAACAUGCGGAAAGUUAUUCACUACGAACGCAGCUCUUAAUUAUCAUUACAAGUCAAAGCACAAUGAUUCGACAGCGGCUAAUGAAAGUGAGCCAAUGAUCAGUGACGAUAGUCAGGUUGUCGAAACAAAAUCACCAUCAGUCGAAGUUCCAGCUAAACGCGGUAAUAAAAGAAAAAUUCCGAAAAUCGUCUACGUCUUGCCGGGUAAGUUGGCGUCACAACCAGAAGAGACUCAAACUAAAAAGUCUCGAACUGGAAUUUCACAAAUUGACGUUGAAACUUUUACUACUAUGCCCAUUUAUAUCUUGGAUAAAUAAAUUCGUUUUGAUUGCUAAUUGCUAUGGAAUGAUUU